AUGGCAGCUCUCAAUCGACUCUCACAGAGGAUCAUCGAGAACUUCCAGGAAACGACUCGUGAUUUAUCUUUACUCACCGGAUCGAGUCCUUCGACUACACCAUAUGAUCUGAGCGAUGAUAGAGUCAAGGAAAUAUCAAAGCUACUUGACAGUAGGAUCGAAAGGGAGAGAUUGGAAGGAAUGAAAAGAAUUAUAGCCGGUAUAUCAAAAGGAAGAGAUAUGGAAAAUUUCUUUGCUCAAGUAGUUAAGAACGUUGUCAGUCAAAGUAUCGAAAUCAGGAAACUGGUCUACAUUUAUUUGUUAAGAUUUGCUUCGACGAACUCUGAUUUAUUGUUACUAUCGAUAAACACUUUCCAAAAAGACCUUUCUGAUCCUUCACCCCUCAUCCGAUCGAUGUCGUUGAGAGUACUCACUUCGAUAAGAGUACCAGUCAUUCAAGGAAUCGUCAUGCUUGGAUUGAAGAAGUUGGUGACCGACCGGAAUCCAUGGGUCAGAAAGACAGUCGCAGGUGGUUUAGCCAAAGUCUACGAAAUGGACCCAAGUUCACUGUCUCAACUUAUACCUUUACUGCAAACGCUCUUAUCCUCACCAUCACCUUUGACAUUAGGAGCAUCUUUGACUGCUUUCACCGAAAUCUGUCCUGAUCGUCUUGAUCUGUUACACCCAUAUUAUCGACAUAUCAUCAAAUUAUUGGUUGAUGCGGAUGAAUGGGGUCAAUCAGUUGCUUUGGGUGUAUUAACUCGUUACGCAAGAGUAAUGCUUGAACAACCUCCUAAUUCAGGUCCAUCAAACCCGAACAUCAUCCCCAAAGAAGAAAAUGGUCAACCGCAAACGAGAACGGGAACGGGAACAGCAACAACAACAACAAAAACACAAAAUGAAGAAAGUGAAGAUGAAUUUAGUGGAAUAGAUGAAGAUUUAGCAAUGUUUUUGCAUUUCAUUAAACCAUUAUUUCAAUCAUGUAAUUCAGCUGUUAUAUUAGCCACUUCAAACGCAUAUUAUCAUUUAGCACCUUGUUCUCACAAGAUUAUAGGUCAAGAGUUGUUGGUCAAACCUUUAAUCAGAUUAGCUGGUGGUUCAAGUAAUAAUUCGAAAUUAGGUAAAGAAGAAAUUGGUUCUUUAACUUGGGAUAUUUUAGCUUCCAUGGCUGAAGAAAGACCUUGGUUAUUCACUAAAUACCAUUCAUCAUUUUUCGUCCAUACGUCAGAAUCGAUAUUCAUACAAAAAGCAAAAUUACGUGCUUUGGUAGCUGUGACUAACGAUGAUAAUGCCCAAGUAUCCAUAAGGGAAUUCAAGCACUAUGUCAAAUUCCCCGACACAGCUAUCGCGGAAGAAGCUGUGAAAGCUCUGGGACACAUCGUGAGAAAUCAACCUGACGUAGCUGCCACUGGAUUGAGGAGCUUGAUGAGGCUCCUGAAGAGUCAAAGGGAUACAUUAGUAGCGCAAGCUGUAAUCGUAUUAAAAUCAGUCAUUCUUUCAUCAUCAAUCACAUCAAGCUCGACGAUACCUUCUCCUCAAACAUUAGUUGCUAAACUCGCUAAACAGCUAGAUGGAAUAACCAAUCCCAAAGCCAGAGCAUCAGUCUAUUGGCUUGUUGGACAAUUCUCAGCUUGUGAUCCUAAUUCCGAAAGCGAGAAAAAGGGCUUAGGUUGGCAAGGUGUGGAAUUAUGGGUUCCUGAUAUCCUUCGAAAAGGGAUUAAAGGAUUCGUGAAUGAAUCUGAACAAGCAAAAUUACAAAUUUUGACAUUGGCAAGUAAAUUAUUAGUCAUCUCGCCUUCUUCAUCACAAUCGAAUCUAUUCAGUACAUACCUAUUCUCACUAGCUAGAUAUGAUCAAGAUUAUGAUAUUAGAGAUAGAGCAAGGUUUUUGUAUGCCUUGUUGAGAGGUAUCAGAGAUGAGAAAGUUUCCAUCAACAGCGGAGAUGAGCAAAAACAAGAGGAAUCUGAUGAAGGAGGCGAAGAAGAUAGGGGUGGAGUAGUACUAAGGAGAGAACAGAUCAAAGUUGUCAUACUUGGUAAAAGGGAAAUCAACGAUUUGACUGAAAAAGGUCAAAGAAACGAUUUCCAAGUAGGAACAAUGUCGAGGAUUACAGGAAAGAAACUUGGUGGAUACGAAGAAGUACCUGAAUGGACUGAUGAUCCUACUGAUUCGUCGUUGAGGGAUUCAGAGUACGAAAGCGUUCAACCGCCAACACCACUCUCAGUACCUACACCGACAUAUCCUAUCCCUCCUAUGUCCACUUCGAUAUCUCGCCAAACCGCUUCUCCAAAUGGUUCAUCACCUGUCGGAUCAUAUCCUCAGCCUAAUGCCGGGAUCGCUCCGUCUGGAGUAGGUACUGCGAAUGCAAGUGCACCCAAGGGUAAAUUUAGAGAUUUAGAUGCUUUCUUGAAUAGUGAGAGUGAAAGUGAAGAAGAGGAAGAAGAAGAAGACGAAAGUGAUAGUGAUCAUCAAGUGCAUGCUCCAAUGGCAGUAACGGCUCCUCCUAGAAGUGCUAUUGUUCCCGAGUACGAUGAAAGUACUUCAGAAUCAGAAGACGAUAGUAGUGAGAAUGACAAUGAAAGUGAUAGCGAGGAUGAUGAAAAAGCCGCUUUGUAUCGAUGA
Molecule: messenger RNA, 2601 nt
Organism: Kwoniella shivajii
Lineage: Eukaryota; Fungi; Basidiomycota; Tremellomycetes; Tremellales; Cryptococcaceae
Exons: 12
Coding region: 1-2601 (866 amino acids)
Biological process (GO): intracellular protein transport; vesicle-mediated transport
Cellular component (GO): membrane coat; AP-3 adaptor complex
Source: RefSeq, a predicted model, not a curated record